AUGAGUAAGGAUCCCGAUGACUAUAAAGAACCCAUACCAGAGGACAAAUUAAGAUCAACUCAAAAAGCGCGCGAAUUGGCAUCCCCAAUGCAGGCAGUGACCAGAAAUGAUGAUGUACAAAACUAUUACUAUGUACGUCAUCCACAAACAUAUCCAAUUCCAAAUACUGCACCACCAUCGGAUAGACGGUUAGGUGCGAAUAGGCACUCGCGAUCACAUUCUCAUAAUUCUGAUCAAAAGAACCCCAAAAAUCGAUUAUUCCACCCACUUAGUCAUAAUGCUUAUCAGCAGUAUCCCACAUAUCCUAUGAAUGUUUCGUCCCCAAAACCUUCAUCUGCUCCCCCACCAUCACCUCAAAUAAGACGACAACAACAACAACAGCAACAUCCUAGCUCUAGCAGAAGUCCUUGGAACAAUGAACAGCUGCAUAGACCAACCGAUUCACAACCAAAUUGGACGACAUUGAUCCCGCCCUUGUCUGAUACUCCAAGGGAAUCGAAUUCGGCUUUUCCCAAUCAACAACAACAACCGCAGCCACAACAAUUGAUCAAUGUGAGCUCAAGUAACGGACACCAUACGCCAGAUAUGCAAAGACAAAGUUCUCGUAGAGGGGGAUCAUCAUCACAUAGAUCAAACCUCGACCCAUCUCAAAGGCACUCCAUUGCCAUAUCACCAACACCUGAAAAGCAAGAAGCCAAUGAGGAGAUACGAGUCAAUAAGGAUCCGUUGCCUGCACCUGACCGGCAACCGACAAUGUCUGGUAGAUCCAAAACAAAGAAAAAGAGCCGAAAAGUGUGUCAGAAAUGUGGACUUGAAAUCACUGGUCAAUUUGUACGUGCUCUUCAAAGUGCUUACCAUGUCGAUUGUUUCACUUGCCAUGAAUGUGGUAAACAGUGUUCAGCAAAGUUUUUCCCAUUCGAAAUUACACGAGAUGGGACUUCGACACAAGUCGCUCUUUGUGAAUACGAUUACUUUAAGAAGCUUGAUUUGAUUUGUUUUAGUUGCAAUAAUGCGUUGCGUGGGCCUUACAUUACUGCAUUGGGCAACAAAUACCAUUUGGAACAUUUCAAGUGUUCAGUUUGUCAACACGUGUUCGAUUCAGAUGAAAGCUAUUUUGAACAUGAAAAUGAUAUAUUUUGCCAUUUCCACUAUUCAAAGUUGUAUGCGUCACAUUGUGAAGGGUGCCAAUCAUCAAUUUUGAAACAAUUUGUGGAGUUGUACCGAGGUGGAAGGACUCAACAUUGGCAUCCAGAAUGUUUUAUGGUUCACAAGUUUUGGAAUGUUUGCAUCACUGCCGACUCUGUUGGAUUGCAAAAAACAUACGGCUUAGCUGACGAGAAACUAGCUGACUUGAGGGCUAUCAAAAUGUCGGAUUCCAGUCUCAACUCAGAAAAGCUAGUGGGUAUAGAGCAACACAUUGAGCAGGUUGUAAUGAAUUGCUGGUUGAUGUUGUCUGGGUAUGAACAGAGCACUGCCGCAUGUAUCUCCGAUAUGCUUCUUAAUGCGUGCACAGGAAAUAAAUACAACGGUUUAAUCGUCACUGGUAAGUUGAUUUUAAAUGUUGAAAUUUUGUUUCGUGCUUUGGAUUACGUAUUGCAGCAAUGCAAAGUGGCAUCAACAACACUUGUGGUGAAGAAUGACCUGCCCGAGCAAGAACAUCUGGACUCUUCAGUAAAUGAAAACGAAUAUUUCCAAUUUUUGAAAAAGGAGCCAAGAAACAUCACAGGAAAGAUUAUGAGUUACUUGGCCAUUUUGAGAAAAUCAGCUAGUAUAUCCAAAUCUGGAACUUUAUCAGCAGAGUUGUUGUCUGUUAUCACUGGGUCUGCUCACUAUUUGAAACUCUUGAUACGAAUUGGUUUGUAUAAUGCAUUAAAGUUGAACAAGUUGAACGGAACCACUGAUGCAUUGAAUCAUUUUUUACAACUCGUUUCAACGUAUGAGAUGAUUGAGUCGAAUAAACUUAAGAGUAUUGAAGACUUGGAAGAGUUUAAAGCGAAAUUGGCCGUUCCUCUGAGUUCGACAGACGCUUGUACUGCCUGCUCCAAAAGUAUUGAGAAAUCAUGUGUCAAACUUGGUGACCACAGGUGGCACUGGAAAUGUUUUGUGUGUUUCAGGUGCAAUCAACCCAUUGGUCAAUCGGAAGUUGGCCUAGCCCGUUUUGAUAUUGCACGCCAAUCUAUCGUUUGCCCACAUUGCUAUGAUGGAAGUGGAAUAACUGGGUUUGAAAUAGUAACCGAUUUAUCUCAAUUGGUUUAUCUUUUGAAGAUUGCUUUGCUACGGUCACGCUCAGUGAUGAAUAUUGAGUUCAAUAACCUUACAAUCGGACCAAGAGUGGAAGAAUCAGAGCUUUUGCAAACGCCAAACAAUCAACACGAACAAGAUGAUUAUAGCAAAACUUUGGAUGAUGUAACUAGGCUAAGAAGUAAAAGACAAAGCCAGAAAUUGUCGCAAUCGGUUAAAAAGAAGGCAAGAAAGUCGGUAAUCAUCACGGCUCCUGAGGGUGACCAAGCGCACCAAGAUGAAGUUGAUAUCUCAAAGGCUGGAGAUAGUGGUCUUUCUGCUGAUCUAAGAGAUAUGGCAAUUCAAGCACAACCUCCACCACAGUUUGGAAGGAAAACAAGUAGUGGGUCGCAACUCUCCUUUGAUGGAAAGGAAGAAUUAUCUGUCAAAAAGCAGCUACAAAUUAGAGAUGAGCCUCAACGACAAAUGACAUCAACACACCUCGAUCGUACAUCUGAUUUAUUAAAAAACGAGAAGUCAUUAACUUUGGACGACAUUCCAAGAAUUGUAGCCGCUGAGCAAGCUCGUGAUCAAAGACCCAAUGCUUUUAAGCAUCAAAAUAAGCUAUAUCAAAGAACAAGUUCCCAUAAACUCAAGGGUAGUGGACACAGUCCUAUACAAACUACCCCCAGUAGUGCCUUAGAUCAUAUUUUGAACACUACCACUGCCCCUGGUAACGAGAUUCCCACUGUUGGCAAGCAAAAAUUUUAUUCUGAGUUGACCAAACGGGAGCAUUUCAUUAUGAGGCAUAUCGCCGUUGCGAUUCUUUGCCAAAUGAGUCAUGACAAAUUCAACAAGGAUGAAUUGAUAACGAUGAUUCAGUUGAAGAAACCGCCGACGUUUUGGGAAAAGUUAAAAUUUGGUGGCGGUGGUGCAUCAAAGGACAAGGUCAAUGCGGUGUUUGGAACAGAAUUGAGCAUAUUAACUAAGAAAUAUGGAGUCGAUUCAGACCUUGGUGUUGGACCUUCAAAGUUGAGAAUCCCUAUUGUUAUCGAUGACGUGAUUAGCGCCUUGAAGCAAAAGGAUAUGUCAGUUGAAGGAAUUUUCAGAUUGAAUGGUAAUAUUAAAAAACUUCGCGAGUUGACGGAACAAAUCAACAAGAGUCCAUAUAAAUCACCAGAUUUCAGUGCUCAUACUGCGGUUCAGCUUGCUGCGUUGAUGAAGAAAUGGUUGCGUGAGUUGCCCACGCCAUUGCUAACAUUCAACUACUAUGAUUUGUGGAUUUCCUCACAAAUAGAACCAACCCUCGAACUGAAAAAGAGGAUCCUCCAGCUUACAUAUUGCUUACUACCUCGUGACCACCGGAAUCUACUUGAGGUUUUGCUUUACUUUUUCAGUUGGGUGGCUUCAUUUUCUGAAGUGGAUAAAGAUACUGGAUCCAAAAUGGAUGCACACAAUUUAGCCACUGUUCUAGCUCCAAAUAUUCUCAUAUCAAAACAAUCACAAGGUCAAAAUGAUCAAUCUGGGGAUGCUUACUUUUUGGCUAUUGAAGUUGUAAAUCAAUUGAUCGAGCAACAUGAGGAAUUAAGUAUUAUACCACCGGAAUUGAUGAAAAUUUUCAAUGCUUGUGGGUUUGAUGGAUUAGAGAAGGAUCUCACAACUAAAGAGAUAUUGAAUCAAAUUGAAGCAACUUUGAAAGAAGAUGCAAAGUGA
Molecule: messenger RNA, 3933 nt
Organism: Lodderomyces parapsilosis
Lineage: Eukaryota; Fungi; Ascomycota; Pichiomycetes; Serinales; Debaryomycetaceae
Gene: LRG1
Product: Lrg1p
Exons: 1
Coding region: 1-3933 (1310 amino acids)
Biological process (GO): signal transduction; actin cytoskeleton organization
Cellular component (GO): cytoplasm
Source: RefSeq, a predicted model, not a curated record